AUGGCCGGCGGACCCAAGGAAUGUUUGCCUUUGAUUGGAUUCAGUCUUAUCUGUCUUAAAAUGGUUGCUUCAGCAAAUACAGCUCCCAAAAUACCCACUAUUGAUCAGGCAUAUUCAAAAAUAAGCAACAGCAUCACUGUGGAAUGGGCCACAGUGCCAGGGGCCACCAGUUAUCUCCUCACUGCUGAAGAUGGUGACACUGUCAUUGAAACCAUGGUGGCCAAUUCCCCAGGCACUGUGACAGGCCUGAAGGCUGCGACUUUGUACCACAUCACCGUCAGAUCUAUCAGCGCCACUGGGAGAAGCCAAGCAUCGCUUCCGAAGCAGGCAAAGACGGUGUUGGCUGCACCAAUUCUAGAAGUAAGCUCUCCAAGCCCAGACUCUAUUCUUGUGCAGUGGGAAGCUGUCUAUAUGGCAACUGGAUUCUCUGUGUCCAUUAUGCGAGCCAAUGGUUUGGGUAGAAUAUGGAAAGAGAAUACCACAAACACCUCCUUGACGUUCAAUAGGUUAGACGCUGGGACUCUCUACACCAUAAAGGCCUAUGCGUGGAACGCCAAUGGAACCCCUGGGGACGACUCCACCUGCAAUCAGAGAACAAGUCCUCGUGCCCCUGCCAACAUUCAAGUCUCUUUUGACAGUGGGGCUCUGAAGGCCUCUGUUUCCUGGGCCCCAACGGAAGGAGCUUUCAACUAUACCGUGAUGGCUUUGAGUGACUCUUCAGAGCUGAGCUGUAGCACGACUCUCAAUGCCUGUACCAUCUCAUCCCUGCAGUGUGGGACUGAGUACCUGAUUUCAGUUUUAGCAAGUAACGAUGCUGGGUCUAGCAAGUCAACCUCUUCGGAGGCCCUGAAAACUGUUGCUUGUGCACCUGGAAGAGUGACCAUCCAAGAAGACCCUCCAGGCCACCUGUCUGUGGCUUGGUCCAGUGCAGAUCUGGGUGAUUACUAUGUGGCCUUUGUGAAGAGUGAUGAUGGCUUGGAAGUCCGCUGCAACACGUCCCUCACCCAGUGCAAUCUCUUAUCUGAAUGUGGCUUCACGUACUUUAUCAGUGUUUUUGCCUAUAACAAGGCAGGGCAGAGUCCGCUGGGUGAUGUGUUCAAUUAUACCACAGCCCCCUGUUGUCCUAGCGACAUUAACCCUGUGUUGGUCUCCAGUGACAGAGUAGAGAUUGUCUGGUCUCCUGUCCGUGGUGCCGAACUUUAUGAAACCAAGGCUGUCGAUGGGUUCAACGUGGUUGAGUGCAAUGACACCGCUCCUGCUUGUACCCUCUCUGCUCUAGAGUGUGACACCAAGUACAACAUCACAGUGUAUUCCUUCAGCGAAGUCCGGGGCAGCAAUACGUCAUGUACUUCCCGAUUUGUAACCACAGCUCCUUGCAGUCCCGAAAUAAAAAACAUUUCGAAGGAUGCAUUCUCCAUGAUUCACGUGCACUGGCGAUCCACUAAUGACGAUGCCACUUACACGGUGACGGCCCAGGGGGAGGAAGGGCUGUACCGGUGCAGCAGCGAGGGAGAGUCCUGCGCCAUGGGCGGCUUGCCCUGCGGCUCCAUGUUCUCCGUCACCGCCGUGGCUGAAACACAGGCAGGCCGGAGCCUGCCCAGCUUCAGUGUGCCCCUGGAAACAGUGCCGUGCUGUCCAGCUAGUCUGACAGUAACUCAGGUCACCCAAUCAGUAAUCAACGUGAGCUGGACUGUUGGGACCGGGGCUCAAACCUAUGUGGCAGUUCUGGAGUCACACACGGGACAGUCUAAGUGUCUCACCCAUCAAAACCAAUGCCUCCUGGGAUGUAUCACAUGUGGCAUCAAUUACACAGUGGCGUUAAAAGCGAUUAGUGCCACUGGAUUGACUGCAGACUGCGCCUACCAAAGUUAUUCCUCUGGUGCCUGCUGCCCUUUGGGAGUGAAAUUAUAUAGGCUGGGCCCUAACGGCAUCCGAAUCUACUGGCAAGCCUCCAGGGGCUCUACCAAUUACAGCACGGACCUCUACGGUUCUAAAGGCAUUUUCACAUGUGCCCCAAGCGCUGGCCUCAGUUUUUGUGAUAUCACUGAGAUACCCUGUGGGGAUGUGUAUACCGUGAUGGUCUCACCAGUUGCUGAGACAGGACUGAAGCUUACUUUCUGUCCAAAAAAAAUAUAUUCAGUAACCUGCUCUGGGAGUUCACUUGGAAUGGUGAUUUACCGAGGGAAAAGAAAUGCAAAAUGACACACUGAGCCACAGACAAAAACAGAGGCUGGACCUAUGGACUCAAUUGUUAGUGUGAUUAGAGGUGGAAAAGCUCUAUUAGAAUACAAAAAUAUAUCUAGGAUAUGAUAAGCUCCUUUGGCCUUUAGAAGACAACUCAGACUCCACUUACUGAAGGCAAGCAAGGUCAGGUGUGUCCUCACCUGUGCAGGAGUUCAAGCUCUGCUGUGGAGAGGGCUCAGCCGAGAAAUGAAUCCAGAAAGUCCUCUGGAAGACUGCCAGCGUGAGCUAGCACACUGGGAAAGUUCUGAAAACGUGAAAGGUCUGCUUACCAGAAACUGUUUCUGAGAUUUCACAUCCAAACACCACACAGACUUCAACGCAUCCACGUCACAGGUAUUUCAUGGACACUCUUGCCGUGUAGCCUCCUCUUUCUCUCUAUUCAAACGCUGCAAAUGUUCACUUCCUGGAGAGCUUGAAAUCAAGUGCUUAAGACAGACCUCCAGCAGGACCUUGGCAUAGUGUGGAGAGCAGCAGCUACCAGAGCAACCUGGAGGAACAAACACCCUGAUCUCAAGUUAGGAGGAAGCCAAGUUGCUGGUAGUGUUCGCCAAGACAGAGCGUCGUGUGAUGUCACCUCUGCGUGAGCAUCUGAGAAAGCAGAGCUGCCGGCCUGUUUCUAGAAGGAUUGCAGUCAUGGCUUUGAGUGAGCAAAGACUUCAAGGGCAGACUGGCCAAGGCAAAGGCUUACACUGUGCAGACUGACAUCCAUGCAUCUCUCACGGGGAGGCCCAUCCGUCUUGCUGGUGGUAUCCCCCACUCACACUGUGCUAUUUUCACCUUUGGAGAGGAAAGACAAUGAUAUACAAUAAAAAUCUGUUGU
Messenger RNA from Suricata suricatta (meerkat), 3064 nucleotides. It is a transcript of the gene FNDC7, whose product is annotated as fibronectin type III domain containing 7. The record is from RefSeq and is a predicted model, not a curated record. The coding region runs from base 1 to 2202 and encodes 733 amino acids. The transcript has 13 exons. Lineage: Eukaryota; Metazoa; Chordata; Mammalia; Carnivora; Herpestidae. Gene Ontology annotation, molecular function: protein binding.